CAGUGUGCAAAGCCCACUGGUUGGCGUGGCCCGGACACGCCUUCCCCGGAGCGGAACAAAACGGGCGCGGGCCGGGCGCACCCAGUCUCCGCUUCCGAGAGCGCUGCCUCCGCCCGCGCCGCCAGCAGCCAGAAUGCCGAACUGGGGAGGAGGCAAGAAAUGCGGGGUGUGCCAGAAGACGGUUUACUUUGCGGAAGAGGUUCAGUGUGAAGGCAGCAGCUUCCAUAAAUCCUGCUUCCUGUGCAUGGUCUGCAAGAAGAAUCUGGACAGCACCACGGUGGCUGUGCACGGUGAGGAGAUCUACUGCAAGUCCUGCUACGGCAAGAAGUACGGGCCCAAGGGUUAUGGCUAUGGGCAGGGCGCCGGCACGCUGAGCAUGGACAAGGGGGAGUCUCUGGGCAUCAAGCACGAGGAGACGCUUGGCCACAGGCCCACCACCAACCCCAAUGCCUCCAAGUUUGCACAAAAGAUUGGUGGCUCCGAGCGCUGCCCCCGCUGCAGCCAGGCAGUCUAUGCCGCUGAGAAGGUGAUUGGUGCUGGGAAGUCCUGGCACAAGUCCUGCUUCCGCUGUGCCAAGUGUGGCAAAGGCCUCGAGUCCACCACCCUGGCUGACAAGGACGGCGAGAUUUACUGCAAAGGAUGCUACGCGAAGAAUUUCGGACCCAAGGGCUUUGGCUUUGGGCAAGGAGCCGGGGCUCUGGUCCACUCUGAGUGAGGCCACCGCCGUCCACCACACGCUGCCCACUCCUGUGCUUCUCAUUGCCGUUCCCUUCCCAGCAGCCUUGGCGACCUCCAGGAUUCCUCCUCCCUCUCUCAGCCCCGCCACACAUCACUAAUGACUUGAACUUGGGUGUCUGGCUCCCUUUGGUUUGGAGUCUGCCUGAGGUUCCCCCCCCCACACACAAGGGGCUCCCUCUGCCUGGGUUCUGACACCAUCCCCAGCAGGAGACCUCAGGGUUUUAGUGUAGGUGGGACUGGGCCCCGUCCCCACGCCUCGCCCCAUAAUCCUCUGUUCUUAGCCUGUUAGGCUGAGUGUGCAUCAUCGACCCGCCAAGAUCCCUGAGCCCACAUCUCGGAUCCCAGAAGAGCAGUAGGCCCAGCGGGGAGGGAAGCAGGGUCAAGACUGUAGUUUACCGGAUCCCGGAGACCCUCCUCUGGGGUGAGAGGGUGGGCUUCUUGGUGUCUCAGAACCAGCCUGGGGAGUCCCAGCUCGAGGAGUCACUGUGGAUGCAGAAAGGCAUACAGACAGGGUCGUGGCCUAGAGGAGCCACUUCUCUGGGCCUCUUGCCUCUGAGGCUCUGGGGACCUGCUGCCCCCCACCGCGGGGUGAGGAAAACAACUUGGGUCUGAGAACCCAGAGUCAGGAUGUGGUCUGACCUCCCCCAGGCAUCUAGUUCCCUGUUUGACGGCGGCCGAGGAAACCUCCCAACACACUCUCAGUUAUCAGUGGCCCGAAUCAGAGGCUGAACAGCUCUGCCCACCCCUGGGUGCCGAGGCCGUGGUGUCCCAGCACAGACCAGGCCACAGUGCUCUGUGCUUAGCGCUCCUGCUGGAUUGACCCUCAGACGCGGAGGGAGGCACACACAGCCUCAGUCUUCCUCUGGAACCCCCUUCCCUGUGUGCCCGGUCCUCAUGACCCACCUGCCCACUUGGGGCCUUGCCCCUUCCACCCCACCCUUCUCCAGGGACCCUUCUCUGGCCACAUCACCCCCAUCCCUUCCAGGCCCCAGGUCGGGAGCAGCAGGAGGAAGGGGAGGGGCUGGGCCUCGCUGCUCCCAGUGGUUGACAGGACAACACUGUGGGGAGCUGUCGCCUGGAAGGGCUGCCGGCAUGAGCUGUGUUCAAGCUGACUUCUCAUCUGGUCAAUAAAGCUCUUAGAACAGAA
This is a messenger RNA of Canis lupus familiaris (dog), 1885 nucleotides long. It is a transcript of the gene CSRP1, whose product is annotated as cysteine and glycine rich protein 1. The transcript is spliced from 6 exons. The record is from RefSeq and is a predicted model, not a curated record. Gene Ontology annotation, cellular component: nucleus; cytoplasm; Z disc. Gene Ontology annotation, molecular function: structural constituent of muscle; actinin binding. The coding region runs from base 134 to 715 and encodes 193 amino acids. NCBI's taxonomy places the organism in Eukaryota, Metazoa, Chordata, Mammalia, Carnivora, Canidae. Gene Ontology annotation, biological process: muscle tissue development; sarcomere organization.